CCAUCCCUCACGUGGACUCUUUGGUCCACCCCUUCACUGGUUCUUUUCUUUCCGACUCUAGUUUGUUCUUUCCCAUCCUCUCUACCCUAUAAAUCGUGAUCCAUUCUGUAUGUUAUUGCACAAACUCUUCUUCAACAAGAUCUUUGGAUCUCAGUUCGUUUGAUCUCAAUUUGUGUGUAUAGUAUCUCAUUAACUAAGAUCGAUCAGUGGUAGUGUAUGCAUCAUGGGGGACUCCUCUGCUAAUUCGUAUAUACAUAUGGUGCAACACUUGAUAGAGAAGUGCCUGACCUUCCACAUGGGCAAAGAGGAUUGCAUGGAAAGCCUUUCUAAACAUGCAAGUAUCGAUCCAGUCAUCACUUCCACAGGAUUUACUAAUGGAGCGAACCAUCUAAUUACGAGGUGGAGAAGCUCCUCUAUGUGGUUUCGUAUAACUGGUAUAUGGAGACAGGUGUUUAGGGAUAAGAUUCGUCACCCUCGUUGUUAUUAAUAGGGUAAAAGUCUUAUGUGGUAUACUGCUAGUGUGAUAGGACAUUCCUUGGCUAGGGAAGAUUGAUUAUUAGGAAAUGUAUUUCCCGAGGUGUCAUCUAGUCAUUCUAAUAAGAUCUAACACAUAGUUACCGAGUUUGUGAGUUUAUCAUUCUAUGAGUUACUCGGUCGGGACGUUAAGUGAUGGAAGGAUUAUAGCACAUGGUAAUUGUUAACUAUAAUAUAUAGGUUCACUUUAAGUGAAAAUUCAUUGUCUUCUACAUUGUCUUGAACCGCUACUAGGCGCUUCUCAGUAUCUCUCGGAUCAACACUGGGAUAUGGAGAGAUUCAUAUGAUGGGUCAAGGGGUUGAUCAAUGC
Molecule: messenger RNA, 844 nt
Organism: Diospyros lotus (date-plum)
Lineage: Eukaryota; Viridiplantae; Streptophyta; Magnoliopsida; Ericales; Ebenaceae
Exons: 3
Coding region: 224-487 (87 amino acids)
Biological process (GO): developmental process
Source: RefSeq, a predicted model, not a curated record